AUCGUACUUAUGUGGGAAUUUUUAUCGCUUGGCUCUGGAUCGGUCGAAAGAUACAUCGGCCACUGCGUAGCAGGCAGUCAAAGCGUCGCUAGCGGAAGUCGCUCGAUAUCGAUCUUCUAGCGUCUCCUCACUCCAGCAAGCACCUUCUCCAGCAUGUCAGGCACAGUCAAGACACAAGCGGAAGUGAAGGACAUCACGCGCAUCGAGCGCAUCGGUGCGCACUCGCACAUUCGCGGUCUUGGACUGGAUGACAGUCUCGAGCCACGUGCGUCCUCACAGGGUAUGGUAGGCCAGACGGAGGCCCGUAAAGCUGCGGGUAUCGUGGCCAAGAUGAUCGAGGAAGGCAACAUCGCUGGUCGCGCCAUCUUAUUGGCCGGUAAACCUGGCACAGGUAAGACGGCCAUUGCGAUGGGUAUUGCACAGGCAUUAGGAGAAGACACGCCGUUCACGACCAUCGCCGGUAGCGAGGUGUUCUCACUCGAGAUGAGCAAGACAGAGGCCUUGACGCAGGCUUUCCGUCGCUCUAUUGGCGUGAGGAUAAUGGAAGAAACCGAAAUUAUCGAGGGCGAAGUCGUGGAGAUCCAGGUGGACACUCCCACGGGUGGUGUGGGCGAUAAAGUGGGCCGAUUGACGCUCCGUACGACGGAGAUGGAGACGGUUUACGAUCUUGGAGCCAAGAUGAUCGACUCGCUGACCAAGGAGAAGGUCGAGGCUGGUGAUGUGAUUACUAUCAACAAAGAAUCCGGCAAGAUCUCGAAGCUCGGACGAUCGUUCACGCGCUCCCGCGACUAUGACGCAAUGGGAGCUCAGACUCGUUUCGUGCAGUGUCCCGAGGGUGAACUACAGAAGCGCAAGGAAGUGGUGCACGUGGUGUCUCUCCACGAGAUCGACGUGAUCAACUCGCGUUCUCAGGGUUUCCUCGCUCUGUUUGCUGGUGACACUGGAGAAAUCAAGGACGAAGUGCGCGAACAGAUCGACACCAAGGUCGCAGAGUGGCGUGAGGAAGGCAAGGCCACUAUUGUGCCUGGCGUGUUGUUUAUCGAUGAGGUCCACAUGCUGGAUAUCGAGUGUUUUUCAUGGCUUAAUCGUGCGCUAGAGAGCGACAUGGCUCCCGUGCUUAUCAUCGCAACGAACCGUGGCAUUACCCGCAUUCGCGGCACCAACUACAAGAGUCCUCACGGUAUUCCCAUCGACCUGUUGGACCGACUGAUGAUCAUCCCUACGAAGCCCUACAGCGAGUCCGAGAUGCGUAAGAUUCUGACCAUUCGCUGCGAAGAGGAAGAUGUGGAGAUGACUGAAGAAGCGAAGGAUCUGCUCACGCGUAUCGCUGUGGAGACGUCGCUGCGAUAUGCCAUUCAUAUGAUCAUCACAGCGUCGCUCGUAUGCUCCAAGCGCAAGGGUACAGAGGUGGAUGUGCCCGAUAUCAAGCGAGUCUACUCGCUGUUUGCCGACGUCAAGCGCUCCACGCAGUUCCUCAUGGAAUACCAGCGCGAGUUCAUGUUCCACGAGAUGGAUGACGAAGAGGAAGACGAGGAUAUGGAGUAGUAGAUGAGGAAUGGCAGUCUUAGCGCUUGUCCUGCUGCCAGUGCCUUGUGUGACCUAUAACAAUGAAAUCCCACUUACUAUUGCAGCUAUUGGCA
Molecule: messenger RNA, 1640 nt
Organism: Phytophthora nicotianae INRA-310
Lineage: Eukaryota; Oomycota; Peronosporomycetes; Peronosporales; Peronosporaceae
Product: RuvB-like 2
Exons: 2
Coding region: 154-1545 (463 amino acids)
Biological process (GO): chromatin remodeling; box C/D snoRNP assembly; regulation of transcription by RNA polymerase II
Cellular component (GO): R2TP complex; Swr1 complex; NuA4 histone acetyltransferase complex
Molecular function (GO): DNA helicase activity; ATP binding; ATP hydrolysis activity
Source: RefSeq, a predicted model, not a curated record